Molecule: messenger RNA, 753 nt
Organism: Gigantopelta aegis
Lineage: Eukaryota; Metazoa; Mollusca; Gastropoda; Neomphalida; Peltospiridae
Product: putative nuclease HARBI1
Exons: 1
Coding region: 1-753 (250 amino acids)
Source: RefSeq, a predicted model, not a curated record
AUGGCCGACGUUCAUGGACUUUCUCAGACGACUGUAUGUAAUGUCCUCAAACGAGUGACCAUUGCCAUUGCUAGAUUGAGACCACACUAUAUAGCAUUCCCCAAUAACGUGGAAUUGGACAGUGUUAAAGCAAGGUUUUUAAAUAUUGCUGGUUUUCCAAACUGUGUAGGAGCUAUCGAUUGCAGUCAUAAUCGUAUAAUUGGACACGGUGAUAACGGACAACGAUUUAUCAACAGAAAAGGCUGGUCUUCUAUCAAUGUCCAAGCAGUAAGUGACACUAACCAUACAUUUGUGAACAUAGUGGCACACUGGCAUGGGUCAGUUCAUGACAGUAGAAUAUUUAACAACAGUUUACUAAAGCAGAAGUUUGGAGAUAUAGAUAGAUUAUUGAUUGGUGGUUCGGGAUAUCCCUGUUUGCCUUACCUAAUGACACUUCUGCUGAAUCCAAGAGAUGAUGCCGACAAUAGAUACAACCGAGCUCUAUGUUCAACAAGAAACUUAGUGGAAUGCAUGUUUGGGAUUUGGAAACGCAGGUUUCCUUGUCUAACAUACACUCUCCGCUUCAAGGACAUACGUGCAUCUCUAGCAGUGAUCGUAGCCGCAGCGGUAUUGCAUAACAUUGCUGUCGCUGAAAGGGAACCUAAUUUUAAUGAUGACCUUGAUGAUCCACAGCCUCCACUUAGGAUCAAUGGGGUGCAAAAUGGUCGUGGCAAUGCUGUCGGAAGGGCUAUGAUUCAGCAAUAUUUUUCUUAA